Messenger RNA from Ruditapes philippinarum (Manila clam), 2647 nucleotides. Its product is annotated as fumarate hydratase class I, aerobic-like. Gene Ontology annotation, biological process: generation of precursor metabolites and energy. The coding region runs from base 151 to 1878 and encodes 575 amino acids. The transcript is spliced from 13 exons. The record is from RefSeq and is a predicted model, not a curated record. Lineage: Eukaryota; Metazoa; Mollusca; Bivalvia; Venerida; Veneridae. Gene Ontology annotation, molecular function: fumarate hydratase activity.
UGAAAUUAAUCCGCAUUUAGAACUUCCCAACACGGAAGUAGUUAAGCGUUGAAAAAUAAGGAGAUACAUUUACAUGUAUAUAGUAAAAACGAAAGAAGUAGUUUUCAUUUUACAUAUGAAAAACAAAACGAACAAGGGUAGCGGAUAAAAAUGUUUAAAGCAAUGGGAUGGAUAAAAACUGGACUCAGGUACAGGAAACCGGUUUAUCAAACCUGGUUACGGACAAUAGCAUGCACAGCCAGUGCCAGGUCAGAUGCAAAACCGUUCCAUUUCCAGGAUAUACUUGCCCUGGAACGACCACAUGAUGUAAAAUGGAAGAAACUCACAGACGCCUACGUUGAAAAGGUACAGCUCGGCGACCAUCAAUUUCUGAAAGUUGAACCACAGGCUUUAACAUUACUGACUGAGCAAGCAAUGACUGAUAUGGCACAUUUGUUCAGGACCAGCCAUUUACAGCAAUUAUCAAACAUUUUGAAAGAUCCUGAGGCAUCGGGUAAUGACCGAUACAUAGCAAUGGAAAUGCUGAAGAACGCAUGCGUAUCGGCAGGAAUGGUACUUCCGGGGUGUCAGGACACCGGGACGGCUAUAUGUAUUGGGAAAAAAGGACAAUUUGUUCUCACCGAUGGGAAGGACGAAGCGUCGGUAUCACGUGGUGUGUAUAAUACAUAUACAAAACGAAAUCUCCGUUACUCUCAGGUUGCUCCAUUAGACUUGUUUACGGAAGUAAAUACGAGAACAAAUCUACCUGCGCAAGUGGAAAUUUACGCAACCGGAAGUUCCAAAUACGACUUCCUGUUUAUGGCCAAAGGUGGCGGCUCAGCAAAUAAGACUUUCCUGUAUCAACAAACAAAAGCUCUUCUUAAUCCUGAAAAAUUAUACAAAUUUAUUGACGAAAAAAUAAAGACAUUAGGGACACAAGCAUGUCCGCCGUACCAUCUUGCUGUGGUGAUAGGUGGGACUUCAGCAGAGUUCAACCUAAAAACUGUCAAACUAGCAACUUGUAGAUAUUUGGAUACACUACCAACCACUGGAAAUGAACAUGGGCGAGCGUUUAGAGACAUGGAUGCGGAACAGGAAAUACUGAAAAUAUCUCAAAGAACCGGUAUCGGAGCACAAUUUGGCGGGAAAUAUUUCUGCCAUGACGUCAGAGUGAUACGCUUGCCACGUCAUGGUGCGUCAUGUCCGGUUGGGAUAGGUGUGUCUUGUUCAGCUGAUAGACAGAUUUUAGGCUCUAUUACUGAAGACGGCGUUUUUCUGGAGCAAUUGGAAAUUAACCCAGCCCAGUUUCUGCCUGAAAUUGGAAAUGAUUCUCUCAGUGAUGGUGUAGCGCAGAUAAACUUGAACAAACCAAUGUCAGAUGUGCUUUCCGAGCUAAAUAAACUUAAGGUACAGUCUCGUGUAAAUUUAACAGGAACGUUAAUUGUCGCUCGUGACAUUGCGCAUGCCAAGUUGAAAGAGAGGCUAGAUUCCGGUUCUCCACUUCCGGAAUAUUUUAAGAAGCAUCCUGUGAUAUACGCUGGACCUUCAAAAACUCCAGAGGGUUUUGCGACGGGAUCUAUCGGACCAACAACGGGAGGUAGAAUGGAUCCAUAUGUUGACGAGUUUCAGCGGGCCGGCGGAAGUAUGGUGAUGAUUGCGAAAGGAAACAGGAGCAAACAGGUCGUAGAGGCAUGUAAGAAGAAUGGAGGAUUCUAUUUGGCUUCUAUCGGGGGUAUUGCAGGAACUAUAGCACAGGAAUGCUUCAAAUCUAUAGAAUUGUUAGAAUAUCCCGAACUUGGUAUGGAAGCAAUUUAUAAAGUCGAGGUAGAGAACCUCCCUGCAUUUCUAGUUAUUGACGAUAAAGGCAACGAUUUCUUUAAGCAAUGGAGAAUUGAUUAAUUAACUGGCAAGUGAGAGACAUUUACUCGAAAAGUGUGAACAUAUGAAAUAAAAUAAGACACCAAUAUCUUGUAGCUGUCGUAAAUAUCUAUUUAUAGAAAUAUGACCAUUAAAUUGACAUUUUCUAAAUAUGAGCCGCGCUAUGGCAAAACCAACAUAAUGGGUUUGCGACCAGCAUGGAUCCAGACCAGCCUGCGCAUCCGCGCAGUCUGAUCAGGAUCCAUGCUGUUCGCUUACAAACGCAAUUACAAGUAGAGAAACUGAUAACGAACAGCAUGGAUCCUGGGCUGGUCGCAAACCCAUUACGUUGGUUUUGUCAUGACGCGGCUCAAAUUAUUAUUACUUAUAGAAAUUUCGAAUAAUUAUACGAAAUAAGCGUAAUAAGGCCGAAACAUUAUCAGGAACUAUCAUGUACAUGUAUAUACAGCGUUCAUUACUGUUACCACAAACUGAACUGAACUGAACUUAACCAAAACCUUUGUAUUUUCAAAUUUACUUGACUGUCUCAAUGAGUACACUUUUAUAUUGUAAGUGCAUUUUACAUCUUUCGUGCAUAUAAAUGCAUUUGACUGUAUUUUUAACUUCUGUUGCUAUUAUAUGUGAUAAACAUUGAUAUAACAAGUAUAUUUUAGUCCUACCUAUGUGUAUUUGGGUGCAUCAGACGACGACCAUUCUUUGGGCAGCAUUUUCUGUGUGAACUCUAACAAAUUUAUACUAGUAAUUAUUACUAACUUUAUGUUAUAAAUUAUUAAAAUUUACAAAAUUGAAA